GCUCUUCCUCAUCCACACAGACCAGGCAGAGCUCAAGAGACACGGAACAAAAGGCCUACAGCACGACUCUGUAAAGAUGAAGAGCAGAAGACAUUGAUAAAGACAGCAAUGGGAGGAGUACUGUCUGUAACCAAGUCUGUACCAUCUGCAGCCAAUGAGACAGUGAUACCUGAACUCACACUUGUGUUAAUUGGUGACGCAAAUUCUAUUGAGAUUGGAUCAAAAAACAUCUUAAUUGACCAUGACGAGCAAACAAAUGUGGAACAGUUUUCAACCAAACUGUAUGAUUUGUGUGGUCGGCACAUUUCUGUCAUUAACAUGCUUGGUCUACAAAAUAUUGACAAAUUCCCAUUGAAUCAGGAAAUCCAUGCCUUUCUCUUACUGGUACCGCAUGGUCUACAUAGCAGCCAUUACAGUUCAGGAGUGCAGUGGUUAGAAAAAGCUUUUGGGAAAGAAUUACUUGCUUAUGUAAUGACAGUUGUGACUCAUGAGUCAGAUGAAAAAUGUGAAGGUGCAUUGACAGACCUGAAUGCCAACAGCAGUUUUGUUGAAAAAAGAUAUCACACAUGUACAAAAAGUAUGAAGGAUGAAAGAGAGAUAAUAGCUCUGCUGGAAAAAAUAGACAUCAUGGUCUCUGAAAAUGGUCACCACGGCUACAGUGGAGUGAUGUGUGCUGAAAAUAGAGGGAAGAAAGAACACCUGGACCACAAAUCCCCCAAAGAAGAGAGGAUCAAUACCUCAGUGUUUCAGCAAAAUCAAACAACUGCAGUAGAAGAUAUGGAGGUGGAUACAGCUGAAAUCAAGCAGGACUCACAGAAGACUGAUGACAGCACAGGGGGAAAGUCUGAAAUCAAGUCUGUAUCAUCUGCAACCAAGAAGAAAGGUAACUUAGAUAUGGAUACGAGUGGGAACAUGGAUAAGUCAUUGGAGAUUUCUGAAGAGAUCAACAGGAACAAACAAUAUCAAAGAGAAGCUGAAACACUGCUUGGCAGACUUCACCUUCAAGACAAACAACAACAGAAGUUGUCACCAGCAGAUUUUCUUAUUCAUUUAGGUCAAUGUGAUCCAGUGAAUGAACCUGAUGAUGUUGAACACUCAAAGAAUGAUGACAACAAAGGAGGAGAAUCUGAAAUCAAGCCUGUACAAUCUGCAACCACCGAGAAAGGUACCUUAGAUAUGGACACGAGUGGAAACAAGGAUAAGUGUGAUCCAGUGAAUGGACCUGGUGAUGAUGAACACUCAAAGAAUGAUGACAACAAAGGAGGAGAGUCUGAAAUCACGUCUGUAUCAUCUGCGAACAAUGAGAAAGGAGAUGAGCUGGAGGAGAGUGCAGCUGAAACAGAGGUAAAGUGUGGUCCAGUGAAUAGUGACGAACACUCAGACAAGGAUGACGACAGCACAAGAGUGGGAGGAGAGUCUGAAAUUGAAUCUGUAUCAUCAUCUGCAACCAAUGAGAAAGGAGAGGCUGAUGGAGUUAAAGAGCUCAGCAAUGAAAGCAGCAGUAACAUGAGUGAGCGGUCCAUGGAGGAGAUCGAUGCAGAGAAGGACACAACUUCAUCAUCUCAGACCGUUUCACCAGUUACCAAAGAACGAGACGAGCUGGAGGAGAGUUCAGCUGAAACAGAGGUAAAGUGUGAUCCAGUGAAUGGACCUGGUGAUGAUGAACACUCAAAGAAUGAUGACAACACAGGAGGACAGUCUGAAAUCACGUCUGUAUCAUCUGCAAACAAUGAGAAAGGAGACGAGCUGGAGGAGAGUGCAGCUGAAACAGAGGUGAAGUGUGGUCCAGUGAAUAGUGCCGAACACUCAGACAAGGAUGACGACAGCACAAGAGUGGGAGGAGAGUCUGAAAUCAAAUCUGUAUUAUCAUCUGCAACCAAUGAGAAAGGAGAGGCUGAUGGAGUUAAAGAGCUCAGCAAUGAAAGCAGCAGUAACAUGAGUGAGCGGUCCAUGGAGGAGAGUGAUGCAGAGAAGGACACAAGUUCAUCAUCUCAGACCGUUUCAACAGUUACCAAAGAACGAGAUGAGCUGGAGGAGAGUGCAGCUGAAACAGAGGUAAAGUGUGAUCCAGUGAAUGAAGCUGGUGAUGUUGAACACUCAAAGAAUGAUGACAACACAACAAUAGGAGGAGAAUCUGAAAUCAAGCCUGUACAAUCUGCAACCACUGAGAAAGGAGAGGCUGAUGGAGUUAAAGAGCUCAGCAAUGAAAGCAGCAGUAACAUGAGUGAGCGGUCCAUGGAGGAGAGUGAUGCAGAGAAGGACACAACUUCAUCAUCUCAGACCGUUUCAACAGUUACCAAAGAACCAGACGAGCUGGAGGAGAGUGCAGCUGAAACGGAGGUAAACUGUGGUCCAGUGAAUAGUGCCGAACACUCAGACAGGGAUGACGACAGCACAAGAGUGGGAGGAGAGUCUGAAAUCAAAUCUGUAUUAUCGUCUGCAACCAAUGAGAAAGGAGAGGCUGAUGGAGUUAAAGAGCUCAGCAAUGAAAGCAGCAGUAACAUGAGUGAGCGGUCCAUGGAGGAGAGUGAUGCAGAGAAGGACACAAGUUCAUCAUCUCAGACCGUUUCAACAGUUACCAAAGAACGAGACGAGCUGGAGGAGAGUGCAGCUGAAACGGAGGUAAACUGUGAUCCAGUGAAUGAACUUGGUGAUGUUGAACACUCAAAGAAUGAUGACAACGCAACAAUAGGAGGAGAAUCCGAAAUCAAGCCUGUACAAUCUGCAACCACUGAGAAAGGUACCUUAGAUAUGGAUACGAGUGGAAACAAGGAUAAGUGUGAUCCAGUGAAUGGACCUGGUGAUGAUGAACACUCAAAGAAUGAUGACAACACAGGAGGAGAGUCUGAAAUCACGUCUGUAUCAUCUGCAAACAAUGAGAACGGAGACAAGCUGGAGGAGAGUGCAGCUGAAACGGAAGUAAAGUGUGGUCCAGUGAAUAGUGACGAACACUCAGACAAGGAUGACGACAGCACAAGAGUGGGAGGAGAGUUUGAAAUCAAGUCUGUAUUAUCAUCUGCAACCAAUGAGAAAGGAGAGGCUGAUGGAGUUAAAGAGCUCAGCAAUGAAAGCAGCAGUAACAUGAGUGAGCGGUCCAUGGAGGAGAGUGAUGCAGAGAAGGACACAAGUUCAUCAUCUCAGACCGUUUCAACAGUUACCAAAGAACGAGACGAGCUGGAGGAGAGUGCAGCUGAAACAGAGAUAAAGUGUGAUCCAGUGAAUGAACCUGAUGAUGUUGCACACUCAAAGAAUGAUGACAACACAACAAUAGGAGGAGAAUCUGAAAUCAAGCCUGUACAAUCUGCAACCACUGAGAAAGGUACCUUAGAUAUGGAUACGAGGGGAAACAAGGAUAAGCAGUCAGUGGAGAUUUCUGAAGAGAUCAACAGGAAGAAACAAUAUCAAAGAGAAGCUAAAACACUGCUUGGCAGACUUCACCUUCAAGACAAACAACAACAGAAGUUGUCACCAGCAGAUUUUCUUAAAUGUGAUGCAGUGAAUGGACCUGGUGAUGAUGAACACUCAAAGAAUGAUGACAACACAGGAGGAGAGUCUGAAAUCACGUCUGUAUCAUCUGCGAACAAUGAGAAAGGAGACGAGCUGGAGGAGAGUGCAGCUGAAACAGAGGUAAAGUGUGGUCCAGUGAAUAGUGCCGAACACUCAGACAAGGAUGAUGACAGCAAAAGAGUGGGAGGAGAGUCUGAAAUCAAAUCUGUAUUAACAUCUGCAACCAAUGAGAAAGGAGAGGCUGAUGGAGUUAAAGAGCUCAGCAAUGAAAGCAGCAGUAACAUGAGUGAGCGGUCCAUGGAGGAGAGUGAUGCAGAGAAGGACACAAGUUCAUCAUCUCAGACCGUUUCAACAGUUACCAAAGAACGAGACGAGCUGGAGAAGAGUGCAGCUGAAACAGAGGUAAAGUGUGAUCCAGUGAAUGAACUUGGUGAUGUUGAACACUCAAAGAAUGAUGACAACACAACAAUAGGAGGAGAAUCUGAAAUCAAGCCUGUACAAUCUGCAACCACUGAGAAAGGUGCCUUAGAUACGAGUGGAAACAAGGAUAAGUGUGAGCCAGUGAGAGGACCUGGUGAUGAUGAACACUCAAAGAAUGAUGACAACACAGGAGGAGAGUCUGAAAUCCCGUCUGUAUCAUCUGCAAACAAUGAGAAAGGAGACGAGCUGGAGGAGAGUUCAGCUAAAACAGAGGUAAAGUGCGGUCCAGUGAAUAGUGCCGAACACUCAGACAAGGAUGAAGACAGCACAAGAGUGGGAGGAGAGUCUGAAAUCAAAUCUGUAUUAUCGUCUGCAACCAAUGAGAAAGGAGAGGCUGAUGGCGUUAAAGAGCUCAGCAAUGAAAGCAGCAGUAACAUGAGUGAGCGGUCCAUGGAGGAGAGUGAUGCAGAGAAGGACACAAGUUCAUCAUCUCAGACCGUUUCAACAGUUACCAAAGAACGAGACGAGCUGGAGGAGAGUGCAGCUGAAACAGAGGUAAAGUGUGAUCCAGUGAAUGAACUUGGUGAUGUUGAACACUCAAAGAAUGAUGACAACACAACAAUAGGAGGAGAAUCUGAAAUCAAGCCUGUACAAUCUGCAACCACUGAGAAAGGUAACUUAGAUAUGGAUACGAGUGGGAACAUGGAUAAGCAGUCAGUGGAGAUCAAAAGGAAGAAACCAUAUCAAAGAGAAGCUGAAACACUGCUUCAAAGACUUCACCUUCAAGACAAACAUCAACAGAAGUUGUCACCAGCAGAUUUUCUUAAAGUAGGUCCACCUGUGAAACAGGACCAUGACACAUCUGAGAAAGAUCUCGCUCUUACUUUUCUUCAGAGGUUGAUGAUGUUAGACUACAGAGCCAGAUAUAUUCCUGUAAAACAAGACAGUCCUGAGGUUAGCCAUUCAAAUCCUGUAGCAGAAUUUGACUCUGUUGACACAGAUGAUGAUGACUUGGAUGCUCUUUACAGCACCAGUGUAGAGUUUGACCAAUCAAAACUCAAGACUCAUGUGCAUCCAAUGGAUGUUCAAAUGGCAGUAUUUCACUGCUCAGACAGCUUCUUUAAGCAGAACAUGAUUACAAAGCUAUCACAAUGUCAGUACGCCUUACCUUUGCUUGUUCCUGACCCAGUCACAAUGGAUAUUGGCUGUCCUCUGUGGACAUUCAGAAAAAUAAGAAAAACAUGGAAGAUAACUGAAAUCAAAGACAAUUCAAACAUUGUCACCAUGAAGAGUAUGCCCAUCUGCAAAGCUGAGACACCCAUGGUGUCAUUUCUCCGCCUGGGUUCACUAUCUCUGUCUAAAUCUCAGCUGAUGAACUCUUUGAUCAACGACCGUCACAACACCUUCUUCCACAGAAACUGCCCAGGUAGCACCAAGUCUCGACAUCUGAUGGAUGGUGUGGCAGAGAUUGCCUGGUACUGCCCUGCUGGAAAACCCACUGAUGCCUUCACUGACUGCAUUGCCUUCUGUAAUCUUCAUGGUGAUGCUCUGUCCAUUGACAAACAGCGUAACAUACUGACUGACAGAUCUUCAGUCAAUGUUGUUCUUGUUCCAACUCUGGAAAAAGAUGAUAAAGGUACUGCAGUUAUCUCAGCCCUUUACAAGUCUCCGAAGCCUCUCAUUAUUCUCAUUGCUGAUAAAGAUUGUGGUGCUGUUGAGACAAAAAAGGGAAAAUACAAAGUGGGUCUAAAGGACAGAAGCCAGUCAGAUGUUUCUGAAGAACUGAAAAAAAUCAUUGGAAACAUUUUGUCUGGACCACAUGCAUCCUUCCAGCUUGAAACAAUGGAUGAGGUCUCUGGAAUCAGAGUGGAUGAAGAUGAUGAAGCCUGUCAAAAAGGAAAAGCUGCUGCUAUGAAAGUAGUAAACUUGCUUCAGGGGAUGGAUGUUUCAAAGAUCAAAGAUACAUUUCUCCCUUGUCAAGGCCAACUGUGGCAUGAGUGGUGCAAAAUAAACAAAGAACUGUAUCACCUGAAAGGAAACAUUGAGAAGGAGAAAUGUGAAAAGCAACAGAAAUUAAACCAAAAACGACAAAAACAACGCACUGCUUCCGGCAGUAAACUGAUGGAGUUGUUCAUUGAAAGCCUCUCAUCUUUGCCAUCAACAGACAAAGUCUAUUUCCUGAAAUGGACUCAGAUCUUAAUAGAUGCCCUCUCCACAGACGAUCUCUCUUCAAUUCUCCAAAACUAUGAUGAAAAGUGGACUGAAGUCUUGGCUUUGAAGAAGAAGCAUGACAAAUCUGAUCUGUUAAAAGGAAAGCAAACUGAGCUUGAUGAAAUAUCAACCAAACUACAGUCAGCAACUUUUGGCUUGGAGCACAUCUUUAGAGAAAUGGGACAGAUCUAUGAAGCCCAUGCAUCUCUGCAGAAACAAACAAAGAGGGUACAGACUGACUGGUCUAAAUACCCGGAGCUGGCUGCAGAGCUGAUGAUAUCAGGACACCCAAUGGAGCUGAUGGAUGGUGAUGCAGGUCACGUACCUUUAACAUGGAUCUCUAGCCUUUUAGAUGAAGUCAUCAAGAAACUGGGCGACAAGAGAGUUUUUGUUUUGUCAGUUUUGGGCGUACAGAGCAGUGGAAAAUCAACAAUGCUGAAUGCCAUGUUUGGGUUACAGUUUGCAGUGAGUGCUGGCAGGUGCACCAAGGGGGCCUUCAUGCAGCUGGUCAAAGUGUCAGAGGAGAUCAAGGAAGACUUUCAGUUUGACUACAUCCUAGUGGUGGACACGGAAGGACUGCGUGCUCUUGAGUUGGAAGGUAACGCCACUCUUCAGCAUGACAAUGAACUGGCAACAUUUGUUGUUGGUCUGGGAAACAUGACACUGAUCAACAUCUUUGGAGAGAAUCCAGCUGAGAUGCAAGAUGUUCUGCAGAUUGUUGUUCAGGCUUUCAUGAGGAUGAAGAAAAUCAAACUUUCUCCAAGUUGUGUGUUCGUUCACCAGAAUGUUACAGAUAUUGCAGCUGCAGAGAAAAACAUGGAUGGAAAGAGACGGCUGCAAGAAAAACUGGACAAGAUGGCCUCACUAGCAGCCAAAGAGGAGGUUUGUGAUGCUGGGUGCUUCAGUGACAUCAUUGCAUUUGAUGUGCAGAAAGAUGUGAAAUAUUUUGCCCAGCUAUGGGAGGGAAGUCCACCUAUGGCUCCUCCAAAUCCAGGUUAUAGUGAGAGCGUCCAAGAGCUGAAGACCAUCAUCCUCUCUAAAGCUUCCCAGUCUGCUGGGAUUACUCUCUCACAGUUCAAAAGCAAAAUCCAGGACCUGUGGAAAGCCCUGAUGAACGAACACUUUGUUUUCAGUUUCAAAAACACACUUGAAAUUGCAAUGUACAGAAAACUUGAGAUCCAGUAUGGGAACUGGACCUGGGCCCUGAGGAGCAACAUGUUGACCAUUGAGAAUGGGCUUCAUACCCAAAUUGAAAAUGGAAAACUUGACAAAGUCGAGCUCAAUUAUCUUCAUAAAGAAAUGAACAAAACCUAUGGAGAAAUCACAAAAUCAAUGACAACAUACUUUGAUGAUGACAGAGACAAAGAAAUGUUGGUUCAGUGGCGAGGACGAUUCGAAAGCAAAAUCAAGGAGUUUCAUGAUGAGCAAGUGAGAGCAGUUAAAAGAAGACUGGAUGAAGUUAUCCAGCAGAAGAAUGCUUGUAAAAAGCUAGAUGAUAAGAAGACAGAGUUUGAGAACAAGCUGCUACAAAAGAGCAAAGAGCUCGCUCAUCGGUUAAAGGACAAGGCAAAAGAUGAAGAGGAACUUAAAAAGCACUUCAACUCUGUUUGGAGUGGCUUGGUUCGUGAACUAACUGCAGGCAUAAAACCUAUUGAGGACAUCAACUAUGAAAAAGAUCAGUCAACAAUCCUUCAGGAGAUUGGGUUUGAAUGGCCUCUCAUAGAUGAAUGCGAAAGCAGUGGCAGAUUCAAAAAAAUAUCAGAGGUUGGAGAUUACGUUCAUUAUGUAUCUCUCAGCAAGCACCAAGAUCUGAGUAACACAGAAGAAAAAGGUUUCCUUGACCGUGUUUCAGAAACCAUGACAAAAGCAACAUAUACCUUUAAGGGGUAUUUUCAGAAUGAAGAACAGCAACUGAUCAGAUCCUUCAUUGAUGAUGUUGAAAAACAGUCCCUUGAUGCAAUCAAGAGCAAACCUGUAGCUACAAGAGGCUACAAAUCAACUUUCUUGCAGGAAGUGGCCAACCAUGUGAAAGAAAAGGUGACAGAAUUUGAAUCAAAGAGGAAAUAUGCUCUGAAGAAGAAGUUUACAGUUGAUCUCGUACUGUAUGUGUUUCACAGAGCAGGGAGAUGGCUUACAGAGUCCCACAAGAAAUUCAAAGGGAACAACGAUGCACUCGCUUAUGUAGAAAGCAAGAAAAUGCAAUAUUACAACAUCUUCAGAAGCUUCUGCAAAGGAAACUCGUCUGCUGUUGUGCUUGGAGAACUGAUCUGUGAGAACCUGAAGAGUUCCACUGUUGAGGCCGUCUGUAACAAGACUGCCAUUGAUCUCGCUGGAGAGAUGAGGUGUAGUUUCCCAGCAUUCAGUGGGAACAGGCUGAACUUGGAGAAACACGUGUUGAAGUCGCUCGCAGAGAAAGAGGACUUUGAUGGUUUUAUCACCUACAUUCGACACCCAAGGAGCCAAGCGGAGGAAUUUAUAAGAGAGGAAGUACAGAAAUACAUCUUCACAGACAGCACAGAUAAAGCAUGGAACAUACUCCAGAAAAAUGUUGAAGACAUCAAAAAUCUUGUGAGUCAAGCUUUGUUUGAUGCAACAGAGAAAGUCAAAACCCAGAGAGGAGACCUGGACAUGUGGAUGGAGGAAUUUUCCAGUUUGCUCAAAGAUAAGCUAACAUUCAAAACCAUCUGUUAUGAAAACUUCAGUGACAUAAACAGAUUUGACUUUCUCAAAGAAGAGAUAGAGAAAGGUCUUAAAUCCGACAUGUUGGAAGUGAGCAAACUCUCAUUGGAUAAGAUGAAGGAAUUCAGGAUGAAGCCUGAUCAAAUCCUCAUUGAUCAGCUGUGUAACUGCUGCUGGGUCACAUGCCCAUUCUGUGCAGCUGUUUGUACCAACACACUGGAAGAUCACAGUCCUGAUGACCACAGCGUACCUUUUCAUCGAUCUUCUGCAGCCAAUGGUAUGUACUGGAGAAACACAAAAAAUCUGUCUGUUGAUUUCUGCACAACAAAAGUUGCAAGUGAUAUAGUUUUUUACGUUGGUCAUGAGUCAGAAAAGUCAAUUCCCUUCAAACAGUACCGAACUGCUGGCCCACGUUAUGCUAACUGGAGAAUUACCCCUGAUGAGUCCAAGCUGAAAUAUUGGACAUGGUUUGUGUGUCGAUUUGAGAAGCAACUGGAAGACCACUAUGAGUUAAAAUUCCAGGGCAGAGGAGAAAUUCCCAGCGAGUGGAAAACACACACUAAGGAAGAAGCUAUUCAAAGUCUGGAUGAAAUGUACAAUCUGUGAGUGAGCCAACACAACCACAACCCAGCUAAUGGCUGAUAGUUGUUUUCACGUGGUUAUUCAUUCAUCAGAUUCCUGUAAAACAACAUUCACAGACUUUUGUUAAUUUGAUCAUGGACAGGUGAAUUUGUCUGAGUGAUCCAUGUGGACAGUCAAUGAAUCAUUACAAACUACACGCGAUUAGACAGGCACACAAAAAUUCAACACUUCAAACAAGAGUGCACAAGAAAAAUAUCGACCUGGAGAAUUUAGUCAGUCAUAAAAUCUUUAAUGCAUUAAUAAUCAUUUCAAGUGCAUUGUUUAAUGAGGAUUUCUGUAAAUGAAAAUUAUUUCCAUGAAGGUAAAACAGAGAGAAAAAGAGGACUGAUUAAAUUGUUGCAUUUCUUAUUAAAUCACAAUGUCGAAUUAGAAGUUCUGAAUUUCAAUGAACAUGGAAAGAGUUGUGAGAGGGUGAGAGACAAAUGUUGUCAGAAAUUAUCAAUUUUUGAACUAAUAACUAAUGGAAGACGUAUUUCUUUGUUAACCUGUAUUAUUUCUAAAAAUCAAAUCUAAAAAUCGUGUCGAACAAGAAUUGUAUUUUUGCAUGGUUUAUGUCUUGUUUAUGAAUUGUGUUAAGAUGUUCAUGUGCUUGCAGCUGCUGAAACAUAAUGAAGUACAGUGUAAACAGCUUAUAGUGAUCAUGGUUACAGUGAUCAACCGCUUAUAUAGACUUUACUCCCAUGAUGCUUUGCCUCGCGGUAACCCGUCAGCUUUAGGCUGUCUACUUGAGGCUGGUGCUUUGUGCACAUUAAAGACAUGACAGGAAAAAGAAAGCAAUUUUUCUCUCAAAGAAAAACAUAGUCUCCACGAAGCUUAAAUGACAAACCGCUAAAAACGAGCCAAUGAAACUUGAUGUUCCUCAGGCUACCUUGUGUAGUCUACUCAAACAACGGGAACACAGUCAUGGCUGCCAGAGAUGGAGACAGAAAACAAAUGUGCACGUAAGCAUCUGUGGUUCGAGCCGCGUUUGAAACAGCUGAACUGUAUUUUGAAACAGUCAAUAAAAUUCAUUAAAUAUGUAAUACAUAUACAAAUGUCAAUUAGAUGAUAAUCUGCAUGAGAAAUAAAGAAAAAAAACAGUUCUAAUAAUCAUAUUCUUAUAUUGAUCAGUUUGACAGAUGUGGCCACUUUAAGAGGUUUCCACUGUAUAUGCAUAAUGAAGUAAAACCUAAGAGUGAUUGUUGUGAUACUGUAAUGAUAUCAUGUAAGGAUUAAAGCCUGGAGAUUUAGGCUAGAUAUUAGGCUUCUAUUAAUAAGCAUGUACCUGUUUGUAACAAAGAAUGAUAUUCAAGUAUAAGUUGCAAUGUAACCAAUGUAAAUGUUUUUUGCUUGCCACGACGGUCUCUACAUGUGAAAUUGAAUCAUGUUAAAGAACAUGUCAAACAUAGCUAAUGAAUGAUGCUUUAUGUUUCUGUAUUAUUUGAAGUGUUAAACUGUGUUAUGUUAAUCUCAUUUAAAUCAAUCUGUUAUUAUAGCCACACAAGUGUGAGUUUCAUUGUUUUUAUUUAGAAUCUCACUGAUUCCUUACUAUUACAAUAUCCAUAUGUGAUGUAAACAACGUACUGUAAGUCGUUGAGAAGAAAUCUGUUGAGGUUAAUGUGUCAUGUUAUAAUAAAAAUAACAUAAUAUCUACUGAAAAA
Sebastes umbrosus (honeycomb rockfish) is the source of this 11099-nucleotide messenger RNA. RefSeq names its product interferon-induced very large GTPase 1-like. The record is from RefSeq and is a predicted model, not a curated record. Bases 109 to 9423 code for a protein of 3104 amino acids. NCBI's taxonomy places the organism in Eukaryota, Metazoa, Chordata, Actinopteri, Perciformes, Sebastidae. Gene Ontology annotation, molecular function: GTP binding. The transcript is spliced from 51 exons.